Messenger RNA from Gekko japonicus, 1967 nucleotides. RefSeq names its product probable carboxypeptidase X1. Gene Ontology annotation, molecular function: zinc ion binding; metallocarboxypeptidase activity. The record is from RefSeq and is a predicted model, not a curated record. Gene Ontology annotation, biological process: proteolysis. NCBI's taxonomy places the organism in Eukaryota, Metazoa, Chordata, Lepidosauria, Squamata, Gekkonidae.
UCUGGCAUCAAUGACGGUGACUUCUACGAUGGAGGCUGGUGCGCGAGCCACGAAGACAGGAGCCAGUGGCUGGAGAUCGAUGCCAGGCGGACGACGCGCUUCACGGGGGUCAUCACCCAAGGGCUGAACUCCAUCUGGACGUACGACUGGGUGACUUCCUACAAGGUCCAGUUCAGCAACGACACUCACACGUGGCAGCCGUGCAGGAACGGGAGCCAGGAAAUGAUAUUCCCCGGGAACAAGGACCCCGAGACGCCAGUCCUCAACCUGUUUCCUGUCCCAGUGGUGGCUCGAUACAUCCGCAUCAAUCCUCAGACGUGGUUUGAGAACGGGACCAUCUGCCUGAGGGCGGAGGUCCUUGGGUGCCCCUUGCCAGACCCUAACAACAUCUACUACUGGGAUGACGCGCCAGUGACCCAUGAUAAGUUGGAUUUUAGACACCACAAUUACAAGGAAAUGAGGAAGCUAAUGAAGAAAGUGAAUGACGCCUGUCCCAACAUCACACGGAUCUACAGCAUCGGGAAGAGCUACCGGGGUUUGAAAAUGUACGUCAUGGAGAUAUCCGAUAACCCCGGGCACCACGAAGUAGGGGAGCCCGAGUUCCGCUACGUGGCCGGGAUGCACGGGAACGAGGCGCUGGGCCGGGAGCUGCUGCUCAACCUGAUGGAGUACCUGUGCCAGGAGUUCCGACGGGGCGACCCCCGUGUCGUCCGGCUCGUGACCGAGACCCGCAUCCACCUACUGCCCUCCAUGAACCCAGAUGGCUACGAGACGGCCUACAAGCUGGGCUCGGAGCUGUCCGGCUGGGCCAUGGGCCGGUGGACUUACGAAGGCUUCGACCUCAACCACAACUUUGCGGACCUCAACACGGCCCUGUGGGAUGCGGAGGACAACGAGCUGGUGCCCCACAAGUUCCCCAACCAUUACAUCCCCAUUCCGGAGUACUACACCUUCCCCAAUGCGACAGUCGCCCCCGAAACCCGGGCUGUCAUCAGCUGGAUGCAACGCUACCCUUUCGUGCUCAGCGCCAACUUGCACGGGGGCGAGCUGGUGGUGACGUACCCCUUCGACAUGACCCGCACGUACUGGAAGGCCCAGGAGCUGACCCCCACGGCCGACGACGCCGUCUUCCGCUGGCUGGCCACCGUCUACGCCACCUCCAACCUGGUCAUGCUGGAGGAUGACCGGCGGCUCUGCCAUUACGACGACUUCAUGCGGGAGGGGAACAUCAUCAACGGCGCCAACUGGCACACCGUGGCCGGAAGCAUGAAUGACUUCAGCUACCUUCACACCAACUGCUUCGAGGUCACCAUCGAGUUGUCCUGCGACAAAUUCCCGCAUGAGUCGGAGCUGCCCCAAGAGUGGGAGAACAACAAGGAAUCCUUGCUGGUCUACAUGGAACAGGUCCGCAGGGGCAUUAAGGGCAUUGUCCGAGACAAAGACACAGAACAAGGAAUCGCAGAUGCCAUCAUUUCUGUGGAUGGCAUCAAUCAUGACAUCCGGACAGCUUUCGACGGGGACUACUCGAACCCCGGCGAGUACGACGUCACGGCGGCGGCCGAGGGCUAUCACUCCGUCACCCGGAGCUGCCGCGUCUCCUACGAGGACAACCCCACCAUCUGCGACUUCCGCCUGACCAAGACCCCCAAGCAGCGGCUGAGGGAGAUCCUGGCCAAGGGGGGAAAGAUCCCCAAGGACCUUGCCCUGCGCCUCCGUCUGCUGCGGCUGCGUAAACUGCGGUCCCAGCGGAGGGCCCAGUGAGGGGGGGGCGUUUCCACAGAUUUCGACGAUCCUGGCAACCCCUCGACCCCCCCGCCCCACGCCGUCUCUCUUAAGCCUCUUCCUUCCUCACGCGAGACUUUACGGUUCCAUGUCAGGGGUCCCCCGCCUUUGGGACUCUGACACGGUGAGAGGAGCGCAGGCACAAAAUGGCUGCCACCGGAGGCGGAGCUAGCCACAAAAUGGCC